AUGGAGCAAGAUCCAAUUGCGUCGGCUUCGAUAUCGGACGCGCACUCCUUGCAAAUAUACAAUUCACCAAUAUCAGAAGAACUAGCUUUUAAUCUUUCUGUCAAGCAUUUGGUCGAGAUUGGCUAUCCAGAGGAAGUCCAGAAACUCAAAUAUAAGACCAAAUUUGUGGUGCGGAAUGCGUGGUUCGACAAAAGAUUCGGAAAUCUUCUGAAGACCGACGAGCACUGCAACAUUUUAACCGCAUUUCACGGCCUAAAGAAGUUAGACAAGUCGAAGAAAACAGGAGGAUGGCGAACCUUACUUAUUGUGCCAGAACUGGAUCGAGAGUUGGAGGUGGAUUUGAUUGCUCCAGAUUCAUUA
Molecule: messenger RNA, 360 nt
Organism: Ostertagia ostertagi
Lineage: Eukaryota; Metazoa; Nematoda; Chromadorea; Rhabditida; Trichostrongylidae
Source: the annotation of a GenBank genome assembly